GCCCUUGGGACCAGGAAGCAGAGAUGAGAUUCUGGUUUGGCAGUGGCACCUGGUACCCGCUAUUAAUAAAUAAUAGGACUGUCUGACAUUUAUAAGGCACUUCAUCGGUAACAACAGUGUCAUCUCCAUAAGCCACUCCAUUAGUGGUAACAAAUUCUAGCCCCACGCCUGCAUUAUCUCCUUUAGUAUUCUCAACGUCCGCUAACUGCGUCUUAUUACCAUUUAAAGAAACUGUGGCUCCUUGAGGUAAAGUACUUCGGUCACAACGCGAGGGGAUCCAGACUUGACCCCAGACCUCCAGACUCGGGCGGGGAGGUAGCCGAGGCCUCCGGUGAGCCGCAGGGCAGCCUGCCCAGCCCGGGGAGGACCGCGUGGGCGGGCCGGGCGCGCAGGUGGCUGCACCCCACAAGGGGGCGGGCUCUGCCGGCCAGUCCGGCCCGGAACCCCCGGCAGCCCGCACACAACUACACCUGCCCCGGAGCCUGCGGCGGUGCCUGCAGCGGAGGAGCUCUGUCUUCCCCUUCAUUUCACUACGAGCCCGGCGUCCCGCCGCGUGCGCCCCGGCGCAGCCCGCCAGUCCGCCAGUCCGCCCGGAGCCUGCCUAGUCGCUGCGCUGCACGCCCGGGGUGCGCCCUCUGCCCUGGCUGGGACAGAGGGCCCCGCAGCCGUCAUGCUUUCCGCCAUCUACACAGUCCUGGCGGGGCUGCUGUUCCUGCCGCUCCUGGUGAACCUCUGCUGUCCCUACUUCUUCCAGGACGUGGGCUACUUCUUGAAGGUAGCCGCCGUGGGCCGGAGGGCGCGCAGCUACGGGCAGCGGCGGCCGGCUCGCACCAUCCUGCGGGCGUUCCUGGAGAAAGCGCGCCAGACUCCACACAAGCCUUUUCUACUCUUCCGCGACGAGACUCUCACCUACGCGCAAGUGGACCAGCGCAGCAACCAGGUGGCCCGGGCGCUGCAUGACCACCUCGGCCUGCGCCAGGGAGACUGCGUGGCGCUCUUUAUGGGUAACGAGCCGGCCUACGUGUGGCUGUGGCUGGGGCUGGUGAAGCUGGGCUGUGCCAUGGCGUGCCUCAAUUACAACAUCCGCGCGAAGUCCCUGCUGCACUGCUUCCAAUGUUGCGGGGCGAAGGUGCUGCUGGCGUCGCCAGACCUACAAGCAGCUGUUGAAGAGAUACUGCCAAGCCUUAAAAAAGAUGAUGUGUCCAUCUAUUAUGUGAGCAGAACUUCUAACACAGAUGGGGUUGACUCUUUCCUGGACAAAGUGGAUGAAGUAUCAGCUGAACCUACCCCAGAGUCAUGGAGGUCUGAAGUCACUUUUUCCACUCCUGCCUUAUACAUCUAUACUUCUGGAACCACAGGUCUUCCAAAAGCGGCCAUGAUCACUCAUCAGCGCAUAUGGUAUGGAACUGGCCUCGCUUUUGUAAGCGGAUUGAAGGCAGAUGAUGUCAUCUAUAUCACUCUGCCCUUGUACCACAGUGCUGCACUAUUGAUUGGCUUUCAUGGAUGUAUUGUGGCUGGUGCUACUCUUGCCUUGCGGACUAAAUUUUCAGCCAGCCAGUUUUGGGAUGACUGCAGAAAAUACAACGUCACUGUCAUUCAGUAUAUCGGUGAACUGCUUCGGUAUUUAUGCAACACACCACAGAAACCAAAUGACCGUGAUCAUAAAGUGAGACUGGCACUGGGAAAUGGCUUACGAGGAGAUGUGUGGAGACAAUUUGUCAAGAGAUUUGGAGACAUAUGCAUCUAUGAGUUCUAUGCUGCCACUGAAGGCAAUAUUGGAUUUAUGAAUUAUACGAGAAAAGUCGGUGCUGUUGGAAGAGUAAAUUACCUACAGAAAAAAAUCAUAACUUAUGACCUGAUUAAAUAUGAUGUGGAGAAAGAUGAACCUGUCCGUGAUGAAAAUGGAUAUUGCGUCAGAGUUCCCAAAGGUGAAGUUGGACUUCUGGUUUGCAAAAUCACACAACUUACACCAUUUAGUGGCUAUGCUGGAGCAAAGGCUCAGACAGAGAAGAAAAAACUGAGAGAUGUCUUUAAGAAAGGAGACCUCUAUUUCAACAGUGGAGAUCUCUUAAUGAUUGACCGUGAAAAUUUCAUCUAUUUCCACGACAGAGUUGGAGAUACAUUCCGGUGGAAAGGGGAAAAUGUGGCCACCACUGAAGUUGCUGAUAUAGUAGGACUGGUUGAUUUUGUCCAAGAAGUGAAUGUUUAUGGAGUGCAUGUGCCAGAUCAUGAGGGUCGCAUUGGCAUGGCCUCCAUCAAAAUGAAGGAAAACCAUGAAUUUGAUGGAAAGAAACUCUUUCAGCACAUUGCUGAUUACCUGCCUAGUUACGCGAGGCCCAGGUUUCUAAGAAUACAGGACACCAUUGAGAUCACUGGAACUUUUAAACACCGCAAAGUGACCCUGGUGGAGGAGGGCUUUAACCCCGCUGUCAUCAAAGAUGCCUUGUAUUUCUUGGACGACACAGCAAAAACGUAUGUGCCUAUGACUGAGGACAUCUAUAAUGCCAUAAGUGCUAAAACCCUGAAACUCUGACUAUUCCCAGGAGGGUAACUCAACAUUUCCAGAAAGAAACCGAAUGGACAGCCACUUGAUAUAAUCCAACUUUAAUUUGAUUGAAGAUUGUGAGGUGCAGUUUUUUUAGGAAAUUAUGCAUACCAGUAAAGGGAGACUUUUUAAAAUGACAGCUGAGUCUUUGCAAGUAAAAAGAUUUAGAGAUUAUUAUUUUUCAGUGUGUACCUACUGUUUGUAUUUGCAAACUGAGCUUGUUGGAGGGAAGGCAUUAUUUUUUAAAAUACAUAGUAAAUUAAAUGAACACCAACAUGUGAGAUGGCACCA
Messenger RNA from Cercocebus atys (sooty mangabey), 2836 nucleotides. RefSeq names its product solute carrier family 27 (fatty acid transporter), member 2 (gene SLC27A2). Lineage: Eukaryota; Metazoa; Chordata; Mammalia; Primates; Cercopithecidae. The record is from RefSeq and is a predicted model, not a curated record. Gene Ontology annotation, cellular component: peroxisomal membrane; endoplasmic reticulum; endoplasmic reticulum lumen. The transcript is spliced from 10 exons. Gene Ontology annotation, biological process: bile acid biosynthetic process; very long-chain fatty acid catabolic process; long-chain fatty acid import into cell. Bases 671 to 2533 code for a protein of 620 amino acids. Gene Ontology annotation, molecular function: long-chain fatty acid-CoA ligase activity; fatty acid transmembrane transporter activity; long-chain fatty acid transmembrane transporter activity.